Messenger RNA from Penicillium pulvis, 2085 nucleotides. RefSeq lists its product as uncharacterized. The transcript is spliced from 3 exons. Bases 1 to 2085 code for a protein of 694 amino acids. NCBI's taxonomy places the organism in Eukaryota, Fungi, Ascomycota, Eurotiomycetes, Eurotiales, Aspergillaceae. Gene Ontology annotation, cellular component: nucleus. Gene Ontology annotation, molecular function: DNA-binding transcription factor activity, RNA polymerase II-specific; zinc ion binding; RNA polymerase II transcription regulatory region sequence-specific DNA binding. Gene Ontology annotation, biological process: cellular response to starvation; regulation of DNA-templated transcription. The record is from RefSeq and is a predicted model, not a curated record.
AUGAACGUGCAAGCCAAGAACGGCACCCCGGUCCCCAUGGACGGCGAUCGCGAUUCCGCCGACAUCACUGAACAUUCGGAGCCACUGGACUCCGGAAGAGAAAAGAGCAAUGGCGAUAUGAAGGCGGAGAACCGCAAAGCUGCGAAUGCUAAAGACCCAUCGCGACCGCGACGGAAGAAGGCUCGCCGAGCUUGCUUUGCCUGUCAGCGAGCUCAUUUGACGUGCGGCGAUGAGCGACCAUGUCAACGCUGUAUUAAGCGGGGUCUACAAGAUGCUUGUCAUGACGGGGUCCGUAAAAAGGCCAAGUAUCUUCAUGAUGCUCCGGACGGAGCACUGAUGCCCGGAGUGCCCGGGAAUUUCUAUCCUACCAACACUCCCAUGCGAAACAGCUUGCCCAUGUCUAGGAAUGGCACCAAUUCGAGCACUUCGCAGCAGCCUCAGCCGCAGCAGCAGCAACCCCAGCAACCCCCGCAGCAGCAAGCGAACAACAACUUCUACCCCACGCCUCAGCCACAACCCCAGCCGCAGGGGUCCUAUAACAUGUACCAAGAAACAGCCAUGAGUCAAAGUCCUUUUACCACCCAAUCACCUGUUUCACCUACGUACAACCUAAAGACCAGUCAGAAUGGUCGCAACCCCAGCUUAUCGUCCACGGUGAACCAACAGCCUACCCCCAGCACCGCCCUCUCCGGGGACACCUCCCAACCGCCAAAUCCGUUCGCGGGGCCAUUUUUCGACCCCAGUGACCCCGCACUUUUCAACUUUGAUUUGUCCAGCAUGAAUUUUGAAAACCGCUAUGGUGCUCUUGAGUUUGGGAUGUUAGGGCAUAUGGCGACCGGUGCCGGAGAUUCGCCUACCGACUCGGGCACGCAGCGAGGGUCGAUAGGCCGCAGCGGAUCGGCGCAGUUCUCCACGCCAGCUCCUGGGUUCGGCGAAAGUCCAGGGAAUCAACCAUUCAUGUUUGGUGAUCCCCUGCUGAACGAGUGGUCAACUGGACAGGCCUCGGGCCAGCCGCAUGUGAACGUCAGCGGCGUAUAUGGCCAGAAUGGCAUGCUCCCGGGACACAUGAAAGCAGACGGACCACAUGCCUUUGCUAUUGAAAGCGGUCCCGCCAACUUCACCAGCCCCGGAUCGGCGAGUAGUCCACAUGUGGCUACCUCUGGUUUUGACGAUGGAUCCUUCAACACCGCCAAGUCCAACAGUCUUGCACCUAAUGGACAACGACCGGUGAUUACCACGCCUAGCUUAAAGCACCAACAAUUACAUGUCGGGCCCAAGCGACGUCAUCGGAAUCCUUCCUCAAUAUAUGAAAGUGUUAAGGAACCAUACGGUUACACGAGUGGUUUCCACAACCUCACUGCCUUUAUCCAGCGUCGUUUCUCACCGCAGAAGACUGUGCGUAUCGCUAAGUCUUUGGCAUCUAUUCGACCGUCUUUUAUCGCUACCACCAAGACUCUCAAUCGGGAUGAUUUGAUUUUCAUGGAAAAAUGCUUCCAACGAACGCUUUGGGAAUAUGAGGACUUCAUCAACGCCUGCGGCACACCAACAAUUGUCUGUCGACGCACAGGAGAGAUUGCCGCCGUGGGAAAAGAGUUUAGCAUUCUGACGGGAUGGAAGAAGGAUGUAUUGUUAGGCAAAGAGGCCAAUCUCAAUGUCAACACCGGUGGUACAUCCCAACCGGCAUCCGGCACUAGCUCACGGGGCAGCUUCACACCCCGAGGCUCGACCCUAGAGAACACCAACGGCCGGCCGCAACCAGUAUUUCUGGCUGAACUUCUUGACGAUGAUAGUGUCGUGGAAUUCUACGAAGAUUUUGCACGUCUAGCAUUUGGUGAUUCUCGCGGUAGCGUAAUGACCCGCUGCAAGCUCCUCAAGUACAAAACCAAGGAAGACAUGGAGGUGGGACAGGACGACAAUGGAAAAUGGAACAACCACCUACGCAAAGGUGGCAUUGCCGGCGAGGCUGGGAUGAACCAGCUGGGCUUCAAGGACGGCAAGGUCGAGUGCGCGUACUGCUGGACAGUUAAGCGCGAUGUGUUCGACAUUCCGAUGCUUAUCGUGAUGAAUUUCUUGCCCUGCAUUUGA